This is a messenger RNA of Brassica napus (rape), 1023 nucleotides long. Its product is annotated as beta-galactosidase 15-like. Gene Ontology annotation, molecular function: beta-galactosidase activity. The record is from RefSeq and is a predicted model, not a curated record. Gene Ontology annotation, biological process: carbohydrate metabolic process. Gene Ontology annotation, cellular component: cell wall; vacuole. The transcript has 9 exons. The coding region runs from base 1 to 1023 and encodes 340 amino acids. Lineage: Eukaryota; Viridiplantae; Streptophyta; Magnoliopsida; Brassicales; Brassicaceae.
AUGCUUAUGAUCCGGGUCUUCUCUGAGGAUCCGGGUCUCUUCGAAUACAUCAUAAGAGCGUUUGCGAUGUUACAACAGAUUGUAAAAGUCGUGGCAGCAAGACCUGUGAGCGAGUUCUCUAUUUCUCAUGAUGGUCGAGCCAUCACCAUUGAUGGUCAUCGCCGAGUCCUCCUUUCUGGUUCAAUCCAUUACCCUAGAAGCACUCCUGAGAUGUGGCCAGAUCUUAUAAAAAAGGGUAAGGAAGGUGGUCUUGAUGCGAUCGAAACUUAUGUUUUCUGGAAUGCGCAUGAGCCUACUCGCCGUCAAUAUGAUUUCUCUGGAAAACUAGAUCUUAUUCGAUUCCUAAAAACCAUUCAAGAUGAAGGACUGUAUGGUGUUCUUCGCAUAGGACCAUAUGCAUGUGCCGAGUGGAAUUACGGAGGAUUCCCUGUGUGGCUGCACAACAUGCCCGGAAUGGUGUUCAGAACUACAAACAAAGCAUAUAUGGAUGAGAUGCAAAACUUCACAACUAUGAUAGUAGACAUGGUCAAAAAAGAAAAGUUGUUUGCAUCACAAGGAGGUCCAAUUAUCCUUGCUCAGAUUGAAAAUGAGUACGGAAAUAUAAUGGGACCCUAUGGAGAAGCGGGUAAAUCAUACAUUAAGUGGUGUGCAAACAUGGCUCAGGCUCUCGAUGUUGGUGUUCCAUGGAUAAUGUGUCAACAAAAUGAUGCCCCUCAGCCUAUGUUGAACACAUGUAAUGGCUUUUAUUGUGACAAUUUUACACCAAACAAUCCCAACACUCCAAAGAUGUGGACUGAGAAUUGGACCGGAUGGUUUAAGCAAUGGGGUGGUAAAAAUCCUCAUAGAACAACUGAAGAUGUUGCAUUUUCUGUUGCAAGAUUCUUCCAAAGAGGAGGAACUUUUAAUAAUUAUUACAUGUACCAUGGAGGCACCAACUUUGAUAGAACCGCAGGUGGUCCAUACAUCACAACUUCAUAUGAUUAUGAUGCUCCCCUAGACGAAUAUGGUAAAUUUAAAUUAUAG